Molecule: messenger RNA, 2282 nt
Organism: Phacochoerus africanus (Common warthog)
Lineage: Eukaryota; Metazoa; Chordata; Mammalia; Artiodactyla; Suidae
Product: histone H1.3
Exons: 1
Coding region: 74-739 (221 amino acids)
Biological process (GO): nucleosome assembly
Cellular component (GO): nucleosome
Molecular function (GO): DNA binding; structural constituent of chromatin
Source: RefSeq, a predicted model, not a curated record
AGCCGGCGGCGCCUGGGACACGCCAUUCUCAUAGUUUAAGCGUACUUUUUGCUUUUCCUGGAUAGUCAGAAAGAUGUCGGAGACCGCUCCAGUGGCUCCUGCUGCUCCCGCGCCUGCAGAGAAAACACCUGUAAAGAAAAAGGCGAAGAAGACGGGCGCAGCUGCUGGGAAACGCAAAGCGUCCGGGCCUCCGGUGUCCGAGCUCAUCACCAAGGCUGUCGCCGCCUCCAAGGAGCGCAACGGCGUGUCUCUAGCCGCGCUCAAGAAGGCGCUGGCUGCCGCCGGCUACGAUGUGGAAAAGAACAACAGCCGGAUCAAGCUGGGGCUCAAAAGCUUGGUGAGCAAGGGCACCCUGGUGCAGACUAAAGGCACUGGCGCUUCGGGCUCCUUCAAGCUCAACAAGAAGGCGGCCACCGGGGAAGCCAAGCCCAAAGCUAAGAAAGCGGGAGCAGCUAAGCCUAAGAAGUCUGCUGGGGCAGCCAAGAAGCCCAAGAAGGCUACCGGAGCAGCCACCCCAAAGAAGACCGCCAAGAAGACCCCCAAGAAAGCCAAGAAACCGGCAGCGGCAGCUGGCGCCAAGAAGGUGGCCAAGAGCCCGAAGAAGGCGAAGGCAGCCAAGCCAAAAAAGGCCGCUAAGAGCCCGGCCAAGGCCAAAGCCCCCAAGCCCAAGGCAGCCAAGCCUAAAGCCGCAAAACCCAAGGCUACAAAGGCCAAGAAAGCCGUCUCCAAGAAGAAGUAAAAUUGUGGCGGGACCUCCUGCUUUGCAAACCUAAAGGCUCUUUUCAGAGCCACCCACUGCUUUCAGGUAAAAGGGCUGAACCUAAUGUUUUUCGGUGAAUUCUUUUUUAAACUUGCCGCCUUCGUGUGAUUGGCUGAGACUGAAUGCGCCAGGGGGCGCGCGCGGAACUUUUGAGCGCUAAAUGGCUCGGAAAAGAGCCUAAAGAUACUCGGCGACGGGAUAGUGUUCUCAACCCUUUUCUUGCCAUCGGCCUUGUGACUCUUGUUCUACUUUGGUUGGUUGGAUGUUGGGCUGGACACCGCCCUGCGCCAUGGUCACGCAGCUCAGGUUAUUGACCUCCUCGUUGGGGAUGGCCUGCUGCAGGGUGCGCGGGACGAUGCGGCGCCUUCUGGCUAGCCACCUUGGCCCGCCUGCCCCAGGAUCUCGUCCGUCUGCUCCUCCGGUAGCACCAGCACGUACACGGCCGCUCUGGCCCCGACCCGCUCGGAGCAAUUGCCCUUGAGCAGACGGUGCGCUCGUCCCACCAGGAACUGGAGCCCGGCUUGCGAAGAGCGGGUCUUGGCCUUUGCUCGCGCUUUGCUGCCUAGUUUCCCAGGUCGAGACACGUUAGGAAAGAGUGCAGUUUGAGGAAGAGGUUGUUCUAGUUUCUAGAUGUUUCUAAAAUUUCCAUUCCCAUUGGUUUGCAGUGGCUAUUUGGGAGCCAAUCAGAACACACUUCAGGACUUUGAGAGGAAAUACCGCGCCAAUUAGAGGUUGAGAUCCUAACUUGUGCAUAUUACGAAGCCUUAGAAAAGCUUAGAUUUUUUGUUGUUGUCGUUGUUUUGGCUUAUUUAAUGCUGUCCUUAUUUCAGGGGAUUAUUCAUCGUAUUAUUCUGCCUAAAUCUGUAUAAUUGUUGCUACCACCCUGAGGCUAAGGGACAGUGAGAAGUGUAAGUCACCCCUGGCUGGUUAUGAUUUACCUUUUUCUUUGCCAAAUCCUCUCCCCCGCUGAUGUUGACUGCACCCAGUGAGCCACAGUUGGCAGUCUAUCUUGGUGAAUAGGAAGGGAGAAAAAAAAAUGCUUUGGGAAAGACCACGAUAUUGCUUGGAGAGUUCUUGGAGCUGGGGUUAACCAGGUCAAAAUAAAUGGGCUCUAGGAAUUUGGGUUGAUUGGGCCUGAGAUUUGGGGGAUUUUUUUUUUUUUUUUAAAUUUCAGGGAAGGUUGCUUUUACUGGCAAAUCUUAACAAAAAUUUGAGUUCUGCAGAUCAUUAGGGGCUUGUAAAUAUAGAUGAGGGGAAAUUGCAUCUUUAUUUUCGCAGCUAAGCAUUUUCUUCAAGUAUACCUGUAGGCAACAAUGGUCUUGCCGUACCCGUGAAUUUCAACAGUGGCAAUCAGAUGUGUUUGUAUCACUUUGAACAUAUUGCAGAUUCUGGUGAAAUAAAGUUUACGAAAUUAGGCUGAGUAAUUGAAACUGACCUUUGUCAUUACACUUGUUGCUCCUUUUUUUGAUGUGACCAAUGAAACACAUUAGACAUACUUAAUAAAUACAUUUUUACAACUGUA